AUGCAAUCUAUUUACACUCCAUUUACUAAUUUAUUAAAUUCUAACAAUACUGUUGUUAAUGAACCAUUAAAUAAAGAAAAAGUUUUAAAAGAAAAUUAUUUACUGCUUAAAAAUUCUGAGAAGAAUUUUUUUCCACCAAGAAAAGUAUUAAUUAUAUCAAAAACUACUAGGUUACAAUGGGAAAUGUCUCUAAAAGAUGUUAAUUAUAAAAAAAUUAAAAAUGAAAAAGUUUUUUUUGAUGAAAUUUCAAAUGAAAAUAUUUCUCCUCACAUAAUAGUAAAACAUUUAAAACAUAUAAAAUAUGUUAAUAAAAUAAUACAUGCGUUGAAAAAACAUUGUAUUCAAAUUAAAAUUAUCUAUUUUGAUGAAUACAAUGAAAAUAGUUCUAAAGGAUUUGAUCUUAUUAUUACUGCCGGUGGUGAUGGAACAUUUUUGACUGGUGCAUCAAAAAUUAAAAACAAUAUUCCUAUUAUUGGACUAAACUCUGAUUAUCAUGGUUCUGAAGGAUACUUAUGUAUUGGAAAAAAAAUGAAUAUUCCUCCUAAAAUUAUUAUUAAUAAAUUUUUAGAAAAAAAAUUUGAUUGGAUGUAUAGACAAAGGAUAAAAGUUAUAGUGAAAGAAAGAAGUAUAACAAAAGAAAAAAAUAUGUUGGUGAAUAAAAAAAUAUUUUAUGUUUUAAAUGAAGUUUUUAUUAGUGAAAUAAAUUCUGGUAAAGUAAGUUAUUUUGAAGUUUCAAUAAAUAAUGAAAAACCAGUCAAACAAAAAAAUAGUGGUAUUUCUAUAUGUACUGGGACUGGUUCAACAGCUUGGCAUUUUAAUAUCAACAAAUUAUAUGAUGAUAAACUAAAAUCUAUUAUUAAUGUUCUUGAAAAUAUGGGUGUUAUAUUUGAAAAUAAAAAUUCAAAUUUUAUUAAAGAAGUUUGUAAUCGUUAUAACAAAAAACUUAUAUUUGAUCCAUUUUGUUGUCAAAUGGCAUAUACAUUUAGAGAACCAAUAUAUAAUAAUACAUUUCACCAAAUGUCACAAAAAGGUUUUACAAGAAAUAUAAAAAUAAUAUCAAAAUGUUCAAAUGGAGGUCUAUUUCUUGAUGGUAAUAAUUUAAUACCAAUUAAUUUUAAUAGUGAAAUUAUUCUUCAAAUACUUCCCGAAGAUUCUUUAAAAACUGUUUACAUGAACUUUGAUAAUUAA
Molecule: messenger RNA, 1188 nt
Organism: Strongyloides ratti
Lineage: Eukaryota; Metazoa; Nematoda; Chromadorea; Rhabditida; Strongyloididae
Product: NAD kinase 2, mitochondrial
Exons: 3
Coding region: 1-1188 (395 amino acids)
Biological process (GO): NAD+ metabolic process; NADP+ biosynthetic process
Cellular component (GO): mitochondrion
Molecular function (GO): NAD+ kinase activity
Source: RefSeq, a predicted model, not a curated record